AUGGAAGGCUACUAUCCUCCCAACCAGCUACCUCCUCAGGAGCAGCAGCGGCAGCAACAAAACAAACUGAACCACCAGCAUCAGCAGCAGCAGCAGCAGCAGCAGCAGCAGCAGCAACCCUCCCCCAGCAUGGGCAUGUCACGCUCCAACGCAUUCGACGGCCAAAUGAUGGGCAACCCGACCCUACUUCAGCGCCGUGCUAGCGCGUCUCUUGGUUUCGGACCUCGGCAGCUGUCGGACGAGGUAGACGCCAGACGCAUGUCAUUGGCGGCAGAUCAAGGAUCCAUGAACCCGCCCGCCGCAACAGGGCCUGGCAGUUUCAUGGGGUUUCAGCCUUCAGAGCAGCAGCUUAACAACUUUUCCAUGCUAGAUACUUCCAGCUUGAGCAGCAUGAUACCUGAUGGCAAUCAUUUCCCAAAUCUGUCUCCCGAUGCCAUGCGCAACCUGGUAUCUGCGCAAUUUGCCGACAUUAGCAUGGGAGCAAUGUUUCCCAAUGCUGACCCAGGCUCGAGUACCGUACUCGGGGGGCAGACUUCACCAAACGCCAUGCAGCUUUCUAUGUCCCCCAACGACGCUAUGCAAUUCAAUAAUGCUGCGCAAUAUAACGCCUUCACGGAUCCUCAAGACAGUGCAGUUUCUGCCACGCUCCAAAUGAAUCAGCUGGAAACAGGCCUGAACACAACUCAUGAUUCAAGGCCCGGCGCGACUGCUCCUGCUGCUGAUCCAGUGAUACCACUCAUCCCCCGCCAUCAAUCAUCAACCGGUCCCGUCGUUUCUCCCGUCCAAGAAAAGCCUUCUUUGCCAGGGAUGACUCAACCAUCAUCUGUGGCCACGACUCCAAAUGCUUCAGCGAGUUCCAAGGAGCUUCGGGAGAGGUCAAUCUACUCCAAAAGUGGUUUCGAUAUGCUCAAGGCCCUGUGGCUCGUUGCGUCCAGGAAGAACCCCAAAAUUCACCUAGGAGCAGUUGACAUGUCGUGUGCAUUCGUUGUGUGCGACGUCUCUAUGAACGACUGCCCGAUUAUAUAUGUCUCCGAUAAUUUUCAAAACUUGACUGGGUACAGUAGCCAUGACAUUGUUGGUCAAAACUGCCGAUUCCUUCAAGCGCCUGAUGGGAAAGUGGAGGCUGGGACUAAGCGCGAAUUUGUCGACAACGGCGCUGUCUUCAACCUGAAGAAGAUGAUACAGGAGAGGCGAGAAGUCCAACAAAGUCUCAUCAAUUACCGCAAAGGCGGCAAGCCUUUUCUCAAUCUUCUGACGAUGAUUCCAAUACCUUGGGAUACGGAUGAAGUCCGCUACUUUAUUGGCUUCCAGAUUGACUUAGUCGAGUGUCCUGAUGCCAUUGCUGGUUCUGAAUUCGGUGGUGUUGCCGUCAACUACAAGCAUACCGAUAUUGGUCAGUACAUAUGGACACCGCCUUCUUCCGCGUUCUGGGAAGCCGAUAACAGUCAGACCUUGGGCGUUGAUGACGUAUCAACCAUCUUGCAACAGUUCAACGCGAAAGGUAUCGCGUCAGACUGGCAUCGUCAGUCAUGGGACAAGAUGCUUCUCGAGAACUGCGACGAUGUGAUACACGUGCUUUCUCUCAAGGGCCUCUUCCUCUACCUCUCCCCAGCCUGCAAACGCGUCUUGGAAUAUGAUGCCACGGAAUUAGUUGGUAAUUCGCUGUCAUCUAUAUGCCAUCCAUCCGACAUCGUUCCAGUUACUCGAGAGUUGAAAGAUGCGACCACAGGUGAUCAAGUCAAUAUUGUUUUCAGGAUUCGAAGAAAGCAGACCGGGUACACGUGGUUCGAGAGUCAUGGGUCUCUGUACGUUGAGCAAGGUAAGGGCCGCAAAUGCAUCAUUCUUGUCGGCAGAAAAAGGCCUGUAUUUUCUAUCAGUCGCCGAAAUAUUGAAUCCAAUGGCGGUAUUGGGGAUAGCGAAAUGUGGACGAAACUGUCAACUUCCGGCACUUUCCUCUACGUAUCGUCGAACGUGCGAUCCCUUCUUGACUUGCAGCCAGAAUCGCUUGUCGCCACAAGCAUUCAAGAGCUAAUGCGCAAAGAUUCGAGACCCGAAUUUGGCCGCACAUUGGAGAAGGCGCGACGCGGAAAGAUCGUGACCUGCAAACACGAAGUCCUCAACAGACGAGGCCAAGGCCUGCAAGCUCAAACUACACUCUAUCCUGGCGACGCUACUGAGGGACAAAAGCCGUCUUUCUUACUCGCCCAGACAAAGCUGUUGAAAGCAUCGUCAAGAGCCUUAGCGCCCGCCACUUCAGCAGGUUCUACUACCAGUAAAUCGGUGCAUGGCCAAAUCUCCCAACCCGGAGGUGGUGGCUUAGCUCUGGGAAACCAGGACGAAGCCCUUGCAUCUGAUGAUAACAUAUUUGAUGAACUGAGGACAACAAAAUGCUCCAGCUGGCAGUUUGAGCUGCGUCAAAUGGAGAAAGUAAACCGAAUCUUAGCUGAAGAACUCGGCGGCUUACUGUCUAGCAAGAAAAAGAGAAAGAGGCGCAAGGGGGUUGGCAACGUAAUUCGCGAUUGUGCCAACUGCCAUACGCGCAAUACACCAGAGUGGCGUCGAGGACCGAGUGGCCAGAGAGAUCUUUGCAACAGCUGUGGCCUGCGUUGGGCUAAACAAAUGGGUCGGGUUUCCCCACGCAACUCAGUUCGUAACGGCGAUUCUCAAGGCAGACAGUCUGUCUCGCCGAUACACUCGUCGCCAAUACACAAGGACGUGCCUGCAAGUGCAACCACAUCUGACAAUCAAGCCAAGAGAUCAGUGACAACGGACGCCGCCGCCACUGCAGACGCUACGUCUCCCUCCGCAGCCAACCAGCCAGCAAGUCGCGCAACCAGCGCUGGUACUGCGAUGGCUUCGAUUCAGGAAGAGCGAGAGACUAGCUCGACUUGA
Molecule: messenger RNA, 2892 nt
Organism: Cordyceps militaris CM01
Lineage: Eukaryota; Fungi; Ascomycota; Sordariomycetes; Hypocreales; Cordycipitaceae
Product: Zinc finger domain-containing protein, GATA-type
Exons: 2
Coding region: 1-2892 (963 amino acids)
Biological process (GO): regulation of DNA-templated transcription
Cellular component (GO): nucleus
Molecular function (GO): sequence-specific DNA binding; protein binding; zinc ion binding
Source: RefSeq, a predicted model, not a curated record